Molecule: messenger RNA, 973 nt
Organism: Anopheles gambiae (African malaria mosquito)
Lineage: Eukaryota; Metazoa; Arthropoda; Insecta; Diptera; Culicidae
Product: transcription initiation factor TFIID subunit 10
Exons: 3
Coding region: 145-564 (139 amino acids)
Biological process (GO): transcription initiation at RNA polymerase II promoter
Cellular component (GO): transcription factor TFIID complex; SAGA complex; nucleus
Molecular function (GO): RNA polymerase II general transcription initiation factor activity; promoter-specific chromatin binding
Source: RefSeq, a predicted model, not a curated record
CGUCAAAACCGUUGUUUACAGUAAAAUUUAUUUUGUUCAGCGCACAACACGAAAACAACUCGCAUCGUCCGCGUCGUACCGAUUGUGUAUUUCCACUUUUCUCCCAUUUUUUUUGCUCAAUUCCAAUCAUCUUUCGCAUCCAAAAUGGGCGACAACUUUGGCAUUCACCGUGGGCACGGCAAGAAGGUGUCCGAAAUGGUGGAAGACCGCACCCAGGGACAGGUUUUGAGCGACUUCAUGAUGCAGCUGGAGGACUACACGCCGACGAUUCCCGAUGCAGUCACCUCCUUCUAUCUAAACUCGGCCGGUUUCGAGGGUGCCGAUCCCCGAAUCGUCCGGUUGAUUUCGAUUGCGGCCCAAAAGUUUGUGUCGGAUGUUGCCAACGAUGCGCUGCAGCACUGCAAAACGCGCACGAACAGUGCGCCGAGCUCCGGGCACGGGUCGUCCAAAAACCAGAACCAGAAAUCGUCCAAAGAUCGCAAGUACACGCUCACGAUGGAAGAUUUGCAGCCGGCACUGAACGAUUACGGCAUUACUGUUCGCAAAGCGCACUAUUUCGUCUAGACAGGGAAGGAGGUUUAGGGUGUGUGUGUGUGCAAAUUGCCACUGGAGGGGGAAUGUUGUGCAGGUUGGAAGGGGGCGAGGGAAUUACAAGAAGAAAAAAAAUGUAUCUUUAUAAUGGCUGGUAUUAUUGAAUCCAUUCGUAGCGGGGACUUACGGCGCGCACAUGAAAUUCUAGGAAUGGCAACGCAUUUCUUGAGCCCGCUCCUACAACGCCACGGUGAAUAACUGUAGCAACCAUCUAGUACGUUAGGAAAAUGAGUGUCGGGACGUACGCCGCCGCUACGAACGGAUUCAAUAAUAACAGCCAAUAUCCUUUUAAAGAGAAAAUGGUAAAAUGCUAACGAAAUAAUCAAUUGGAUGUAAAUUUGAUGAGAAAUAAGUAAUAAAGUGAUUUUCCAUUCUAAGGGUA